Nilaparvata lugens (brown planthopper) is the source of this 1167-nucleotide messenger RNA. Its product is annotated as inorganic pyrophosphatase. The record is from RefSeq and is a predicted model, not a curated record. Gene Ontology annotation, molecular function: magnesium ion binding; inorganic diphosphate phosphatase activity. The transcript has 10 exons. The annotation marks the transcript as partial. Gene Ontology annotation, cellular component: cytoplasm. Lineage: Eukaryota; Metazoa; Arthropoda; Insecta; Hemiptera; Delphacidae. Gene Ontology annotation, biological process: phosphate-containing compound metabolic process.
AUUGCUUUUACUACUCUUUAUCUUGUUGGAAAUCUAUCAUACAAUGAGAAAUCAGGUUAUUGCACUUUAUUAUCUUCUGGUUAUACACUUGAAGAGUCCGGUACCAGAAAUUCUCUGGAAUUCAGACUCUACUUUGCAUAUGAUAAUGAGUUCAUAUCUCCUGUACAUGACAUUCCUAUAUACCACAAUGAGAGCAGGAGCAUAUACAAUAUGGUCGUGGAAAUACCUCGUUGGAGCAAUGCCAAAAUGGAGAUGAACAUGGUUGAACCAUUGAAUCCAAUAAAGCAAGAUGUGAAGAACAAUGACCUCAGGUUUGUUCAUAAUUUAUAUCCAUAUCAUGGUUAUCCUUGGAACUAUGGAGCGUUACCACAGACAUGGGAAAAUCCUUUAGGUGAUAAUUCAUUGAAGGGGGAUAAUGAUCCUAUUGAUGUCAUAGAAAUAGGUCGCAAGAAACAUAAAGUGGGAGAUAUCAUACAAGUAAAAGUUUUGGGUGCUCUGGGCCUAGUAGAUGAAGGUGAAAUGGAUUGGAAAGUGAUUGCAAUCGACAUCACAGAUCCUCUUGCAAAUGAACUUGGAGAUGUUGCAGAUCUCUCCAAAUUAGGGAACGUUAUACCAACUUAUUUCGAGUGGUUCAAAUACUACAAAUAUGCUGACAAUGGUAAAAUCAAUCGUUUUCUGAGCAAUGAACUUUUUAAUCGGACUGAAACUUUGAAAGUUAUUGAUGAAGCUCACAAUCAUUGGAAAAGCUUAAUCUCCAAGAAGGGUGACAUCAACAAUAGAAAUUGUUUUCACACUAUCAGAAAGCCAGAAACUUAUAAUCCGUGUUUGAUGAGUAGCAGUGAGGCAAGAACUAUCGUUAUGAAUGAGAAGUUGCAGUCACCACUACUCAGAACCGGUUACCACGAAGCAGUAGGCCUACAUUCAGAAGUUAAUGAUUUAUUCUACGUGAAGGAAAGAUGAAGAUGAAUCACCUACGUAGCCUACUACAAAAUGCAGCUGUCAAGAUUUUGUUCAUUUAUACAGUGGUCAAUAGGCUACAUCAUAAAUUUUAACCAAAUUUAUAUUUUAAUUCUGCUGAAAUCCAAUCUAUGAUCGAGCUCAUAUAAUUUGUAUCAAUACAAUCAUGUCAUUUUUAUGUAUUCAAUAAAUUUUAACUCUUAAUACAAA